Aspergillus welwitschiae is the source of this 1605-nucleotide messenger RNA. RefSeq names its product FPP/GGPP synthase family protein. Gene Ontology annotation, biological process: isoprenoid biosynthetic process. Gene Ontology annotation, molecular function: prenyltransferase activity. The transcript is spliced from 2 exons. The record is from RefSeq and is a predicted model, not a curated record. The coding region runs from base 256 to 1425 and encodes 389 amino acids. Lineage: Eukaryota; Fungi; Ascomycota; Eurotiomycetes; Eurotiales; Aspergillaceae.
CGAAAGCAACCGCAGCCUGCAAUCCACCCUUUUAAGGUUACUCUUCCCUUCAUUCUCGCAGGGCGUGGAACUUACUUAGUGCAACUGCGCCCUAUUCCUGAUACCUGUAAGAUGGGCUUGCUCACUCCUCCCUUUUCUCACGGUUGCCUGGUUGUUACAGCAUUGUCCGCUCGCCGAAGACCCCCCCUCUCUCUCCGUUCGCGACGAGACCCCAGUGAUCACCUGUAGAACACGCAAGCAGUUAACAAUCAAGCCAUGUCUGCAGGGCCGUUUCCAGAUUUCUCUGCUAGCAGAUCUUCUCAACCUGGAUUAUAUUCCCUCACAGGCAAUUCCAUUGACGGCAAGGGCGGAGCUAGCCUAGGAAAGCCUGAUCUCCUGGUGAGCCCAGCCAUGGACCACACAGGCCCGGAUGAAGAUGGGCUCCCAACAAACACGAACCACUCGCGCAUGCACAAUCGUAAUCGCUCCAGCGUCGAUGGAACCAAAUACAAGGAUGGACAAUGGUCGCCAGAUAAUGAGAGAAUCGUUCUGGGGCCAUACGAUUAUAUGCUACAGCACCCCGGCAAAGACAUACGGCGGCAGCUUAUCAACGCUUUCAACGUAUGGUUGAAGGUACCCCCGGAGAGCCUCUCAAUCAUCACAAAGGUGGUGGCCAUGCUUCAUACUGCAUCGUUACUGAUCGAUGAUGUCGAGGAUAACUCAAUUUUGCGACGCGGUAUUCCCGUAGCUCAUAACAUAUACGGCACCGCGCAAACCAUCAACUCUGCGAACUAUGUAUAUUUCCUUGCUCUGCAAGAGGUGCAAAAGUUGAACAACCCCGCUGCGAUUGACAUCUACGUCCAAGAGUUAUUGAACCUACACCGCGGUCAAGGAAUGGAUCUCUUCUGGCGAGAUACUCUGACUUGCCCCAGCGAGGACGAAUAUUUGGAAAUGGUCGGUAACAAAACUGGGGGUUUGUUCCGACUUGCAGUGAAGUUGAUGCAGGCUGAAAGUAGCUCCGGAAAGGACUGCGUGAGCCUCGUCAACGUCAUGGGGCUGAUUUUCCAAAUCUGCGACGACUACCUCAACCUGUCCAACACUACGUACACCAAGAACAAAGGUCUUUGUGAAGAUCUCACGGAGGGAAAGUUCUCCUUUCCCAUCAUUCAUAGUAUCCGAUCCAACCCCGGAAACCACCAGCUCCUGAGUAUUCUCAAGCAAAAGACGAAAGAUGACGAAGUCAAACUGUAUGCAGUCAGUUACAUGGAGAGCACUGGCAGUUUUGCGCACACGCGGGACGUGGUCCGAGAAUUGCGAGCCAAAGCACUGACCCUAAUUCAAGCGAUCGAUGGUGACCAAGCAGAUGGACGCGAAGAUGGCGCCAUGGUUCGGGCGAUCCUCAACAAGAUCACCGAGUCGACACUGGGGGAGUGUGGUCCCCAGUAGUGAGUUCAUACAGGCGAUGGUUAAGCGCUCAUGCUCGGGGAUAAUUCGCUGCCCAUCCCUGGUUGGUCGGUUUGGUCGAUUGGAUGGGAUCUCGUAUUUUAUACAGGAUGUUGAAACGUGAUAUAUUUUAGCCUAUUGAUCAGAUGCCUUAUAAUCUGAAACAUUGCGCACUCAUGGCGA